Plasmodium gaboni is the source of this 3009-nucleotide messenger RNA. Its product is annotated as putative ATP-dependent RNA helicase. NCBI's taxonomy places the organism in Eukaryota, Apicomplexa, Aconoidasida, Haemosporida, Plasmodiidae. Gene Ontology annotation, cellular component: nucleolus. The transcript has a single exon. Gene Ontology annotation, molecular function: ATP binding; nucleic acid binding. The record is from RefSeq and is a predicted model, not a curated record. Bases 1 to 3009 code for a protein of 1002 amino acids.
AUGGGUGAAGAGGAAAAAAAGAAACAUCCAUUUGAUGAACUUAAAUUAGAUGAAUCAAUAAUAUUUUCAUUAUAUAUUCAGAAAUAUUUUUUUUGUGCUAAUAUUCAAAAGAAAACCAUACCUCCUUUAAUAAAUAAAGAAAAUGUUUUAUUACAUUCACAAACAGGGAGUGGUAAAACCUUAUGUUUUGUUAUACCUAUAUUACAACAUUUAAUAAAUCAUAGAAAUAAAUUAUAUCCAUAUGAUGAUAAGUUUAUAAAAAAGAAUGAGUUAUUAAACAAGAAAAGUGUUAAUGACACAGUUGCAUAUAAUAAGGAUCAAAUUGAACGUAUAUAUAAAUCUGUUGAAAAUAUAAAUAUAGAAAAAAAAAAUGCAUAUAUAGACGUAGAUAUAGAUAUAGGCAACUUUCUUUUAUAUACGCAUAAUAUGUUAAGGAAUACAAACCAAAUGGAUAUAUCAAAAAAAGUUGAAACAAAUCAAAAUGAUAAUAAGACUAUGGCAUAUAACGAGCCAACAAGUGAUAAUCAAGUCAAUAUAAUUAAAAAGGAUGAAAUAAAUAUUCAAAAUAAUAAUAAUAAUAAUAAGGAAGAAUAUAUUAGAAAGGAUGAUUUAAAAAAUAUUACUUCUUCUACAACAUGUAAUGGUAACUAUAAGGAUGACAAGCACGAAACAAAUAAAGACAAAUAUAAGGAAAUAAAUACCCAUACAAAUAAUCAAACGAACAAAUCACAUAAUAUUAAUGGUGAAAAAAAAAAAAAAAAAAAAUUACUAAAUGUACAAGCCAUUAUAAUAACACCAACAAGAGAAUUAUGCAUACAAAUUUAUAAUUUAUUAAAUAAAUUUUUAUUCUUCCUCAGAUUUUAUAUUUCUCAUACCUUAAAUAAUAAUAUAGAUGAUAACAAUAUAUUAACGAAAGAAAACUUUUUUAUUAAUUGUCUACUUUUUAGAGGGGCGGUUAAAAUUAGUGAGGACAUAAAAAUUAUAGAAAAUGAAAUAUUAAAAAAUGAGAGAUAUCAAAUAAUAAUAUCAACCCCAGGGAAAUUAUGUUCUUUAUUAAAUGAAUAUAAUAAUAAAUAUUUUAAUACAAAGGAAUUAACAUAUUUUGUAUUGGAUGAAGGAGAUAAAUUAUUAGAAGAUAGUUAUAUUAGUUAUAUGGAAAAUAUUAUAAAAAAUAUAGAAACAUAUGAGUAUACAACAUGUAUUUGUAGUGCAACAUGUUUACAAGAAGAAAAUGUAUAUAAUUUAUUUCAAGUAAAAAAAAAAAAUUUUAUAAAAUGUAUUAAUACAGAUAAAAAAGAUAAUUCAUCAAAUGUAAUAAAUACAUAUGAAAUGCCUGAUGGUAUAGAAAACUAUUAUAUUAUAUUAAGAAAUAUAGAUAAAGCAUUGUUUUUAUUUAAAUUUUUAAAUACCAUCGUUAAUGAUAAUGAGACGGUUAUAAUAUUUUUCCCUACAUGUUUAUGUGUUGAAUUCUUUUUUCAUUUAUUCAAAAAUAUUUUUAAUACACCAAAAAAAGGGAAUAAACAAAAUGAACAUAAUAAAAAUAUAGAUAAUAUCAGUGUGAAUAAUAAUAUUGAUUAUAUAUUCCAACUGAACUCAAAGUAUAAUAAUAUAUUUAGUGACACAGAUAUGGCUAAUUUUAUAAAACUCAUUUGUUAUAUGAACAAAUACAUAGGGGAAAAGAAAAAUAAUUUUAACUUUUUAAAAAUACAUAGAAAAAUGAAAGAUAAAAAAAGAGUGGCCACAUAUAAUAAAAUUAUUAAUACAUAUGUAUCAAAGAAAAAUACAAAGAACAAAGAAAAAGGAAAUAUAAAUAAUGAAAAGAAAAUUAUUUUUUGUACAGAUAUUAUAAGCAGGGGUAUAAAUAUGGAUAUACAUUGGGUUAUAAACUACGAUGUAGCAAAUAAAAAUAUGACAUAUAUUCAUAGAAGUGGUAGGACUGGAAGAUUUGAUAAAACAGGUAAAAAUAUUAUCUUUCUAAAUAAAGAAGAAAAAGAAUAUAUAUACUUUUUAAAAAAUAAGAAUGUUCAUGUUGUGAAUUUUAAAAAAACAAACAUGUUUCAACAUAUGAUUAAUUUUGAAAAGACAUUAUUAGAAAGCGAGGAUAUCAUAAAUAAAGAUGCUUUACAAAUGAUCGAAAAUAAUGAGAAUGAAAAAAAAAUUAAGAUUAGAUUAAAUAAGAACUCUUUUUUUAAUAUAUAUCCUCAAAUUUUAUAUGAUAAAAAACAUAUAGAAAAUGACAAAAAGGAAAAUAUACAAAUACAAAAAGGAGAACAAACAAAAAAAAACAUAAAUAACUUAUUAAUUUUAAAUAAAAAAUUGGUCAUGUUCUUUUUAAAAUAUAUAACUUUUUUUGUCAUAGAAAAUAGAGAAAUAUAUUUACUCUCAACGAAAGCCUUUUUAUCCUAUAUAGAAUUUUAUAAAAACCAUCAAUUAAAAUUUAUUUUUUCAUUCAAUAAAUUAAAUUUAACACACCUAUGUUAUGCAUUCAGCUUGAUAAAAAUUCCCAAGUUUAAAGAGAAAUCUCAAAUAAAAAAUUUCCAAAAAAUAAACAUUCAGUCAUUUCAAAUACCAUACAAAAAUCAAGAAAAGGAAAAGAAAAGACAAGAACAUUUGAAAGAAAAAAAAAUUGAUAUAACAACACAAGAACAAAAAAAAAAAGGAAAUGAAAUAAAAAUGCAAAAAAAGAAAAAAAGAAAAACUAUUGUCCAGAGAAAACAUGAACAAAGAGAAAUAGAAGAAAAUGAAAUCGAUUCUUUAUUUUAUGAAGAAAAUCUAUACAAAAAAUUAAAAAAAAAAAAAAUUACAAAAGAUGAAUAUGAUAGACUUUUAAAUAUGGAUGAUAUUGAUAAAAUGUUUUCGUCUACAUCCAAAACAUCAAAAUAUACAAAUCUAACCAAUAGUACACAUUUUUUUAAAUCCAAUCGAAAAAAAAGUAAAAAAAGAAUGAAGACCUAUAAUAUAAAGAUAAAGAAAAACAAAAGAAAGAAAAAAAAAAGGUCAAAGGGAUAA